GGCAAUCUGAACUAAGAAACGUUUAAACAAGGUUUGAGGAAACUGGAAUCCAAAACUGGUAGAGCUUUGUAACCCACAAUGGCAAUAACACGCCACAUUCAAGGCUGGGCAUCUCUGCACCCCUUAAACUCUGAGUCAAUUAAUAGUGAGUCUAGAGAUGAGCAAGAGGAGAAAAAGUGUGAAACUAUAAAAGUGUCUCUCCAUGAGGGUUCUGAAGAUGUGGUAAAGUUCUGCAACCUGAUUGUUGAUCCUAUAUCUGAGCUAUUACAUCUAGGAUCUCCUACAGACACAGAUUGCAUUUCAGAAUCAUGCCAGGCAAGCACAGUUUCUUUACAGAGUAGAAGUUAUCCUUUCUGGAGAAUCCGGACAAGACGUGUAACCAUCAUCAUCAUCACUGUCCUGUUUCUGGUCCUGGUUUUUAGCCUCACUCUGGGAAUCUUGCUCUUCAAACAUAAAACAGAUCUAAGCCAAGCUGCUGCAUCCCAAGGAAACCUCACAUCUCCUUACCAUGGAAUAAAUGAUAUUACUUUGGGAUUUACAGAAACAGCCUCUUCCAGUUGUGGCGGGCUGUUGAACGAUUCACAAGGAUCCUUCAGUUCUCCAAAUUAUCCCCAUUUGUAUCCACCCAAAUCUCAUUGCGCAUGGGUGCUGGAGGCAGGAGAGGGGCAUCUUGUCCAGCUGAAGAUUGUGGUGUUGGAUGUAGAGGGGCAUGGUAAUUGCCUCCUAGAUUGGCUGGAGUUAAAGGAUGGGAAUACCACAAACCGGUUCUGUGGAUCUGUUGCUCCUACCACUUUUAUAUCAAACUCACACUGGCUAGAGGUCAGCUUUGUAUCCGACGACAGCAUAAGUGCUAUGGGCUUCCUAGCUACAUACCGGAUGAUAGUACCAAGUCAAGGUAGCUGUUCAUGGGAUGAGUUUCUGUGUGAUGAACGUCGUUGCCUUCUGCUGCCAGCACUGUGUGAUGGAAUACCAGACUGUACAGAUCAGAUGGAUGAAAAGAACUGCAGCCAAAAACAGUGGGAUUGUGGUGGAUCCCUAAGUGGCUUUCAAGGGGCUUUUUACUCUCCAAAUCAUCCUGAACAGUACCCAGGAAAGGUGGUCUGUCGGUGGCUUCUUACUGUCCCGGACGGGUUCUUCAUUCGGAUUCAGUUUCACAACUUUAGCCUGGAGAUGGAGAGGGGUUGCAAAUUUGACUAUGUGGAGAUCCAUGACGGUGCUGGUCUCGGAACUACCAAUAUCAUGGGAAGAUUCUGUGGCUCUCAGCUACCACCCAUUCUAACUUCCUCUGGGUCACAGAUGUCUAUAUUGUUUGUGGCAGAUGAAGAAGUAUCAGGUCUAGGAUUCUAUGCCACAUAUGAAUCUAUCAAUGCUUCAGCAAAUGAAUGUGACUCCAAUGAGCUAAGGUGUGGUGGUGGUCAGUGUCUGUCUAUGCAGCUGGUCUGUGAUGGCUGGGUGGACUGCCCAGAUGGGAAAGAUGAGCUGGAUUGUCCAGAUAGACAGGAUCCAGAGGCAGCUACUCCAUGCCAGCCCCUCCGUGUUCCUCUUUGUAAAGGCUUCUCCUAUACUCUCACUGUGUUCCCCAAUCUUUGGAUGUCACUCCAUGAUCAACCAGCAGCAAAUGAGCUACUGAAAGGAUACAAGAUCCUUCAGGAGCUGCCGUGCUUCCCAGCUCUGCGGCCAUUUUUCUGUGCUCUUUUGGUUCCAAGUUGCUCAGCAGAUGGGGGUGCUCUACAGCCAUGCCGAUCUGUCUGUCUUAAUGCAGAAUACCUCUGUGUGGCCCAGCUUCAUCAGCUAGGGUUGCCCUGGUCCUUUAACUGUGACCUAUUUCCUACACGGAUCCAACAACCUGACUGUGUCAUCCCCUAAGAGGACCUGUAUUUUUUGUUACCUAUUUGAAACCCCACAGAUUGACAACAUAAUCUUUAUUUUUUAGCAUUUCAGUAGUUCUCGAUCCAUUGGGUGCUAGUUGUAAUCCUUUCAUUGCUACUAGCCUCCAUCUGCAGAUAUAUACAAUGUUUAGUCAUAUGGUUUGGCAUGAGCACCUACUACAAGUGUUUAAGAAGGUAAAUUCAGCAAAACUUUGAUGUCAAUAAAUAUUUGAUUCCUC
Messenger RNA from Spea bombifrons (plains spadefoot toad), 2107 nucleotides. It is a transcript of the gene MFRP, whose product is annotated as membrane frizzled-related protein. Lineage: Eukaryota; Metazoa; Chordata; Amphibia; Anura; Pelobatidae. The coding region runs from base 79 to 1866 and encodes 595 amino acids. The transcript is spliced from 13 exons. Gene Ontology annotation, molecular function: protein binding. The record is from RefSeq and is a predicted model, not a curated record.